AUGGUCCUGCCUGUCAUCAGACUGGAGAAGAACAGGACCAGGGGCCCCGAGGUCACAAGGAUUGGUGGAAGACCCCCUUCCCCCAAGUGCCCGUGCCCCUUUGAGCUGACACCCGAGCAGGUCUGGCUAAUAAUAAAGCCCAGCGGGCCUAGACAGAAACGCGGCCCUAACCCGGAGGCCGCGGGCACAGACCGCUCUCUGGGCUGCACCCGCGGGAGCCGGCUCUCCCUCCGCCCGCCUCGGCCGCCCUCCCCGCCUGGGAGGAGCCUGCGGAAGGGGGGUCGGUGGGCGGGGUCGACCCGAGCACCGGGGCGGAGGGGCGGCCUGGGCGGGGCUCCGCGCGUCCCCGCCCCCGCGGCGCCGCUGUUCGCCCCGCUGGUGCUGAUCCGCGCUCAGGCCGCCUGUCGCCACCGAGUGCCUCAGGCAGGAACCCUGGAGCUGUCCCACUUACAGGAAGGAACGUACACCUUUCAGCUCACUGUGACGGACACCGCUGGGCAGAGAAGCUCCGACAACGUCUCAGUGACAGUGCUUCCCAGGGCCUUCUCCACGGGAGUGAGCCUUGACCAGAAGAUGGGGACCCGCACAGCAACUGCCCAGCCUAGAACCACAGGACCGAGCAAAGAUGCCAGGGGGGGCUCCUUGUUGGAGAAGCCCCAGAAAGUCACUGCCCCAAACCAGCCCCCUGCGUCUUCAAACACGGAGAAGAGGAAUCAUUCCGCCUUCUGGGGACCAGAGAGUCCGACCGACCCUGGGAUGCCAGACAGUAGUUCCUCAGGGAAGAACAGAAAAAAGGAAAAUUAUAUUUUUGAGUCAAAGAGUGAUCGAGGAGGAGGGGAACACCCAGCCCCAGAAGCAGGUGCAGUGCUCCCCCUGGCCCUGGGUCUGGCCAUCACCGCUUCGCUGCUUCUCAUGGUCGCCUGCCGACUCCGACUGGUGAAACAGAAACUUAAAAAAGCUCGUCCCAUUACAUCUGAGGAGUCUGACUACCUCAUAAAUGGGAUGUAUCUGUAAUAAGCAGAGUUAUAUAGCGGGGGCCAAGGACAUGUUUCACUUAUAAUUUAUACAUAUAUUGGGUUCUGGAUAUUUACAACCUUUUUUGUUUCUAACUGGGCUAAGAAAACGGAAAACCCAGAAGAUUCUGCAAAUCCCAAACCUUUGUUUUUAUUUAUCCUAGAAAGAUUUUCCUUGGGAAGUAUGUGAAAUAUUUUGAAAUUUAGAGAGGAGUCCAUACGAUUAAAGACUUUCUCAAAGCUAAUUCUGAUUUAUGUAAGCUGUCACUGAAAAUGGAAAUUUGUAGUCAACCAAGGCAGAAAAUUCAGUACCUCAAGCGAUGGCCUUAGACUGGCAGUGCUGACCCUUUACUUUUUAGAACCCCUGGCAACCCUGGACCACGUUAUGCACAGCUUUCCCUGGUUCUGUGGGUCUCCUAUUCCUCACUUUAAGCUUCCAAUGCUCUCCUUUCUUUUCUCCCUUCAAAACCUGCUCUGAGAACAGACCUCAAAUGAGUUUACACCCUCAGCGAGAUGCUACCUGUGGCAGGAAUACCUGAAUUAUAAACCUUAGGAACAGGUCAGUGAGGUCGCAGGGCAAGUCAAAGGGGGUUCUUCCCAGGGCCUCUGACUACAUGUCAUGUAGGUGGCUGCCUCAUUAGGCUGCCUUGCAGGAGAAAAAACCCAGACUUUGGGUCGCAAAUAGCUCUAACAUGGUCAUGAAGUGAGAAGGAAAUCAAAGUGGAAGCGGAGAACCUGGCAGGUCAAACAUGUUAACAGAAACUCAGCUGAGGGCGAAGCAAGCAAGGAGGAUGCUGAGUUCUUUCUCUUGUCUACUCGACACUGCCCGACGACCCAGAACACAGCAGCUCAUUCAUACAGUCCCUAGUUUGCAACAUGAGUCUGUGUUGAUGGAAAAGAAAAAUGCAUUCAAAUUGAAAAACAGAAGAGUGAGUGGAUUUCUGGGUAUAGCUUUUGUGAAAAAUGUCACGUUUAAGUAUCAGCAGGUUCUUUUACCCAAUGAAUGAGCCAGUUUUCCCCAUUAUUUACUUAAUGCUAUAAAAUGUCAUAAUGUGUAAUCAGCGACUGCCACACUUACGUAUUCCCAGAGCAUAGGCAGUUUUGCACAAAUUCACCUUUAGAGAAAACCGGCAUCUAGCUUAGCAUCUUUUCCCUUUUAAUAUGUAGGAUUUUAAAGGCAAAUUAUUCCCAUCACCACUUAAUGCCGGGAUUUAACACAUUCUAGAAAUUAUUCUACUAUGAGGAAUGUAUAGCGUGGUGCCUGUCUACAUUCACAUGAUGUUCCUGUUUACAUAAUAUGGUUUUUUUUUUUACCAUAAGUGGCAAAUCUUUUAAAAUACGUGAAAACACUCUAGAACCCUUUAUUUUCAGACUGAAGCUGAGGUAUGUUGUUCCUUUAGCAAAGGGUUUAGUUUGGGUCAGAGAUACAAUAGAAUGCAUUAACAAAUGGAAAGUUAGUCUUAGAAAAACAAAGAAAUUGGUUAUUUUUAUUUCCUGAGAAACCCAAGCAUUUUGUUGGAUGUUUAGAAUUGAGCAAAGAUUUAAAUUUCUCCUCAAGGGCAUUUGGAGAGAUGACUGUGUGAAUGAACUCACGAUGUGUGCUCUGUGAUGCCAGGCAGUUUGUUUUUUAUAAAAGGAUGUCCCCUACAGCCAUACCCAAUAAAAUCAAAACUGAUGAGG
Equus quagga is the source of this 2693-nucleotide messenger RNA. RefSeq names its product LDL receptor related protein 11 (gene LRP11). The transcript has 6 exons. Bases 1 to 1014 code for a protein of 337 amino acids. NCBI's taxonomy places the organism in Eukaryota, Metazoa, Chordata, Mammalia, Perissodactyla, Equidae. The record is from RefSeq and is a predicted model, not a curated record.